Molecule: messenger RNA, 2052 nt
Organism: Orbilia oligospora ATCC 24927
Lineage: Eukaryota; Fungi; Ascomycota; Orbiliomycetes; Orbiliales; Orbiliaceae
Exons: 1
Coding region: 1-2052 (683 amino acids)
Source: RefSeq, a predicted model, not a curated record
AUGGGUCACCCUAGCAGAGCUCUAAACCUCCCGGCGGUUUCAGUGAACAAGGACCUGCCGGAAAAUGUUCCAUCUUUGCAGGAAGGGGCAAAAGGAUCCGCUCAGGGGUCUAGCGAAAAAGUCGUUUCGCAAGCGAAAUACGCCUUGAUCCAGAAUAUCUCGAGUACAAGCACGUCGACCCACAAAAUCGAUAAAUACAUAAUUGAGUACUGGAAAUCGCUCCUCUCGCCCGAUCUUAAAAUCACGGCACAUGAUAUUCUAGAAUUUUAUCAAACUAUUCCUCUGAAGCGACAUUAUGACUUGUUUAUCUCAGUUUUGGUCACGGGAGCCCGGAAGAAUGGUUAUAGUGCGGCUAACAGAACCGUGUCACGAGAUUUGAUAGAUAUUUGCUCAUAUUACAAUUUUCGACAAUAUCGAAAAGAUAUGGCAAACUUUCUGCGGGGUAUAAACGGUUCCGAAAUUAAGUCUCCCGAGGAUUUAGAAGAUCUGAUUCGGUCAGAAGCCUGUGUCGCCAUGUACGUGAUACUUACUAUGUCUAGCAGACAACUCAACAUCCCAUCUACAAAUGAGGAUAUUGUCCUCACCAUGGGCAGUAUCAAAUGUAUUAAAAAAAUAGACGAUAAAGGGUUUAUGAGCCCUGAAGAGCGGACAGCGUACGCUGGGGCAAAUGGGGUUCUUAAUUAUUUCGUUCAACGGAGCUACAAGGCCCAUGGAAGUCCAAGAGAAUUUACAUCAACACCUCCCCUCUGCGAAGAGGAAACAGCAGAAUCUAUACUGUUAAUGUGGGAGCAGGCAUUUUACGAGCUCAGCAAGGCGAAAAACAAGUACAGGUGGAGGAAUAGCGAAAAAGAGGUUGGCGAACGUCAAGUGCCGGACCCAAAUAACCCUCAAAACUCUCGUAACAAAAAGGGAAUGGUUGCUGUCAAUCAUGAGGAUGAAUUACGAGAGAUACAGGAAUUGGAAAACAAGUUGAAAGAUUGGGAAGUUGCUUACAUAUCGAAAAAGGAGAAUUGGCAACCCACACAACUUGCCGAAACGACACAACAUAGACAAUCACCCAAACCGGCCACAAUUCCUCCGAAGUCCAGGCCUUCAAAAAAUCGGCAAGAGAAGAGCCAAUACAGCGUAGAAGUCAAAGGGGGGAUCCAGGUGCUCGACUAUGCAGCUGAUACAACAGUUUACGAUCGUAUAGAAGCCUAUAUGAAGCCCACCGGGUGGUAUAGUUCGGGUUAUACAGUAAUCGUUGCCUCUGGUCCCCCAUCUUGUUGUAUACACCGGGUAGAAAGGCGUCGUAAUGUUGACGAAACAAACAGCGAAAGUCUCGAACUUAAACCGGAGCAGAGAAGAGCCCUUACACACGGGAGAGACCCUGCCUGGGGACAAUAUAUAUCAAGCGUCGCAUUCGUUGAUAAGCAAGGAGACGGCCUUGAGUCGAUAGAUCCGGAUCACAAGCCCCUAAGAUAUCCUGUUACCUAUGUGAAGAUAGGCUGGUAUCAGAAGGCGGAUAAGGAAAAGCGGUUGCAAGAAGUAUCUUGGGAGACUCGAACCGAUGUACGACGAAUGAUCAUGACGGGGGGCCAGGAGCAGCAAGCUAAAGAUAUUCUCGGGUCGAAAUUUGGAGGUAUGAAAAGCACAGAAAAAUGGGACUAUGUCAUCCACAACAGCGCAAAGAUCUUGGAGGAAAGUUACAUGUCGGGGUCCAAGACGACAAACGAGAGCGAUGAUGACGUCAUGCAUGACGUAAAUAGUCAGGACAGUUUCGCGGAAGAUACCGAAUCGGACCUCGACGACGAUAGUGAUCGUGAAAUGGAAAGUAUCAGCAGUGGCAAAGAAAACGCUCAAGCGAACUACCAGCAGAGUAAUAGUAAUAACAAAGCUGGCGAGAUGGGAAGCGGAAUGGAAGUAGAAUACAGACGGGAUAGCCGAGCGGUAGAGUAUCCAGACCUUUCGCACCUUCAUAAGCGAGCAAAGCUAGGUUUUGAGAUCACAAAACCCAGCCGAAAGCUCCUUGGCAAAAGGCCUACUGCGGAAAGUGAUCAUGAAGACUUUUAA